AGCUAUAUAUAAGACUCGCCUAUGAAUGAAGGCAGUGACUUAUUACCAUUGUUGGUUGUUAACUUGUUAUGGGCAGCAAUUGCUCUCUACAUGGCUAACAACUGUUGCUCCAUUGAAACAGAGCCUAAGACCCUGAAUGAAGGACAACUUAACCGUGCCAGGGAAGUGGCUGCAGAUGUUGUUCAAAAUAUGGAACCAAAUGAAGCGUCAACUAUAUUCAAUGAGAAAUUAAUACUAAGCCCUCAAAUAAAGGAUCAAGAGCGAGAAAAGGAGGAAAAAGAACUUCACGAGCCUGUUGAGAAGGGUGACAUUAUUGAAAGACCUUGCCAAUGCUUGUGCCCUACUGCCAUUUUAGAAUCCCCAGAUCAAAUGAGUCUUAAGGAGCCCCUCUCAGCUCCAUUUUGAAACCAUCUUAUUGAUGAGAUGGUCUUGUAGAUAUGUGGUCUCUAGUUGUCAUAAUUCUAAUGUAUAAAUUAUAAUAAUAUUAUUGUGAGAUAAAGUGGUUAUAAUUUGCAAUAAAACUGUAUCUUUAUGGGGUGUGAGAAUUUUUCUA
Molecule: messenger RNA, 553 nt
Organism: Quercus robur (English oak)
Lineage: Eukaryota; Viridiplantae; Streptophyta; Magnoliopsida; Fagales; Fagaceae
Exons: 3
Coding region: 22-405 (127 amino acids)
Source: RefSeq, a predicted model, not a curated record